Molecule: messenger RNA, 381 nt
Organism: Dibothriocephalus latus
Lineage: Eukaryota; Metazoa; Platyhelminthes; Cestoda; Diphyllobothriidea; Diphyllobothriidae
Source: the annotation of a GenBank genome assembly
AUGGAAGUAGAUGAAGAGGACGAGGUCGGCACCGCUCUGGUCGAUGGACAUGAUACUUUGGCAAUCGAAAAUAAACUGGUCAAACCUCGUAGCUGGGCCAGGCCGCCAGUUCAAAAGAUACCAGCAGUCAAUGAUAAAAUAGUGUUUCAGCAGAUCGAUGUGGACUUCUAUGAGGUACUGCACUCGCGGUGGACAGCAUUUGUACGUGAAGUGGACCCAGACAUAAUCACCGGCUACAACAUGCAACAAUUUGACCUGCCCUACUUGACGAGCCGAUGUGAACACUUACAAGUCGAAUCUUUUCCCUUCCUUGGUCGCAUCGUAGACUCGAAAUCAGUCGUAAGAGAGUCAAUGGUGCAGUCAAAACAGAUGGGCCGUUGA